Molecule: messenger RNA, 2465 nt
Organism: Rattus rattus (black rat)
Lineage: Eukaryota; Metazoa; Chordata; Mammalia; Rodentia; Muridae
Product: translation initiation factor IF-2-like
Exons: 2
Coding region: 1-963 (320 amino acids)
Source: RefSeq, a predicted model, not a curated record
AUGGGUGGCAGGCAGAGCAUUAACCUCUGCGUGCACAUACUUGGCCCACAUGAAGCCGGUGCUGGAUGGCAGCCCCGGCAGAGGGAUGCGGGCGCUGCCGGGACCCGCGCGACCGGUGGCCGUCCCCAUCGACCCUGGCAGAGGUCACAGAGUUCACAGCACUCGGUCACGCACCUGCCCCAGCUCCCUUUCCACCCGUCCUGCCCCACGGCGCCCUGCGGGGGCCCGCAGAGAGGCGCGGGGCAGGGCCGGGAGCCUCAGCGCGCGGCCACGGUGCCAGCCGGGGACCCCCGAGCGCCACCCGAGGCCGCCGCAGCGCCGCCCGCAGCGCAGAACAAUGCGCGGCCGCCCCGCCACUCACCUCUCACGUGGCCGUGCAGGCUGCCCGCCGGGGCCCCGACUGCCCGGGGCAUUGUGGGAUCGCUACUCCGGGAUGCCCGCCACGGGAAAGGAAACUGGCCGGGUCCGGGUCACGGGAGCAUGGCUAGCGCCCCGACUCGUCGGGCUGCGUUGAGAGACUGUGGCAUGUCGCCGUGCAGCCUCUUAUCGCCGCGCGCCGGUUUCGCCGCUGCGCGGCCCCUCCCCGCGCCAGCCCCGCCAGGAAGGCGCGCGGACGCGCCGAGCUCCCACGCGCAGCCCCGGCCCCCGCCCGCCCGCUCGCCCGCUCGCCCGGGCCCGCGCCGCUCACCGCCGCUCCAGCUCCUGGGACUCCGCGCCCAGUCUGCGAGGCCCGCAAGGUUAGACGGAAGGUUAGAGUCAGCGGCCCGGCCUGCAGCGGCAGAAGAACCGCACCGCCUGGAACCUGGAAGGCGAAGGGCGGGAAAGAAGCUGCACGGGUGUUGGUGGGUAUCUUUCUCAGCAAUCAACGCUCAGUUUUGGAGUUCUGCGAGAAAACUGAUCGUCACCCAAACACAAACACAGGCCACCUUCCCGCCUCGUCGGCAAAUAAAACUUGCAGUUUAAAGGCUCCCUUACUUCCAACUCUGCAGGGUGGUGUACAGAAAGCAAGCAGAGCUUCCUCUUUUAAAAUAAAAUAACAUCUUAGGCUAUGCAGAGGUACUCCCACGCAAACAAGCCCUGGGCAACUGCCCGCCCGAGCAAAUGAAACACCAGCCCCUAUUUCACUAGGUGCUAUCCUGUAACUUGGCUUUGAAUGAAAAGAAUUAUGAGUGCCUAAGAAGAGAUAAAGUUUGAACAUCUGUGGACGGGAUUUCCGGUGAAUUUCAGGAAUUCUGAUCACUUCGUCAGGGAUGAUUUUUGACUAAAAGACGUUUGUUUCAUGGUUUGAACAUACGUGGAGAUUCGGUGAGCGAAGGCAAACUGUAGUUGGAUUUCUCCCUACGUGUUUGUGUUGAGAGGGUGAGGCAUACUUUCCUAGGCGGAAUAAAAAAAAAAAAAUGUCCAGGUCCAGAAGGUGUUAACUCAAGUACUUUGCAAAGGUACCAGUAACAGACUAAGCUCUUGAUCCUCUGCUGGUUCAUGAAACACCGACUUAAUGCUGCUUACUGGUCCCUUCCUGAAAUAACUAAUUAACUAUUACCACUUCUCAAUGUUAAUUAUUAAAAGUACCCAAGUCCCCAACAAUGGAAACAAAGUAGAAUGAAACUAACAUUUUCUCAGAGAAUGGAGACAGGGAGUUUCUAACUGACAAUUAGUAACCACUAAUCGCCUGGGGACUUUCUCUCGCAUUCAUUCCAGCAAAGGGGUGGAAUGUGAACUAUGGCAGAAGUGUUAAUUAAGUCUAGGUAGGAUGGAGAGCCCUGACUUCCUGACAACACAGGCUACCUUUGCACCUGCUGCUACAUUAGAGCCUCCUUGUCUCCCUGCUCAGACAGUCCAGGGAACUGCCAGGACCUAAUCCUGUUUGAAGUAUUCAUUUAAAGUUGUGCUCAGACCAUUUCCGAGUUAGAGAUUUGAUGAUUUUAUCCCCCAUGUGCUAGAAAAUUUGCCCUUUGCAAUUGAACCGAGUGAAAAACAGGACUUUGAACCCAUGUAUAGUACACGAGGGGAAACUAUCAACUCCAGAGCUGCCAGACCGGGAACUGCUAGAAACGAAUGGAGGAUUGAAACAGACUCAAAUUUUCUGCUCCAACACAUAUAACAAAAAGAAACAGAAGAAAGGCCCUUGAAUGUUAGAAACAAUAGAAUGUUCUAGUAAAGAGCAAAUCAAAGGAAAAUGUUAUUUUUCAGAGAUAAAGAGAAAAAGAAUGCUGUGACAAGGCAAGCAAGCCAAUCUAAACCUCAGACAGGAGCCAAAAUAAAUUCAGACCUGAAACAAUGUUGCCAUCAAGUAAGCCUAACCUGUUACUAUUUAAAAUUUUGAAACACUGGGGGUGGGAGAGAUAUCCAAUCAUAUGUUAAAAUUUGAAAGCAUGUUGUCUUCAAGAACAAUAGUUAUGUUUCAAAUUGUGGAAACUAGUUAAAAAAAAUCAUUAUAUAGUAAUAAAAAGCUAAUAGCUACCCCA